Molecule: messenger RNA, 822 nt
Organism: Capronia epimyces CBS 606.96
Lineage: Eukaryota; Fungi; Ascomycota; Eurotiomycetes; Chaetothyriales; Herpotrichiellaceae
Product: septum formation protein
Exons: 1
Coding region: 1-822 (273 amino acids)
Molecular function (GO): nucleoside triphosphate diphosphatase activity
Source: RefSeq, a predicted model, not a curated record
AUGGCAGACUUGAAGACUACCAUCCCUACAGAUGCGCCGCCGUCCUAUGAGACGGUAUCAGUUCCUCCUCAAGAGCCUCAGCCGGGGGCCCCACCACGUCGACUUCGACCACCGCCACCUCUCGAGUUGCCUGCGUUGACCUUGUUGCGAGGGAAGCGUGUCGUUCUCGCGUCGCAAUCGCCCCGACGGAAACAACUACUUGCGCAAAUAGGCCUCACAAAUGUCGAGAUUGUGCCUUCGAAGUUUGAAGAAAACUUGCCCAAGUCGCUUUCGCCCUUUGAAUAUGUCCUCGCGACGGCAACCCAGAAGGCGCUCGCAGUCUAUAAGCAGGAAGUGAACAAUGAAGCAAAGGGAGAGCCAGGGCUUAUCAUUGCCGCGGACACCAUUGUGGUCAGCAGUCUAGGCGAGAUCUUAGAAAAGCCUAGGAGCGAGGUGCACCAUAUCAAAAUGCUCAAAGGGCUGCGCGAUACGGGCUUGCACAAGGUGUACACCGCCGUUGCAGUUAUAACACCUCUUGAGAGCGCACGAGAUCCAGGUUACGCCCUGGAGACUGCGACAGAGGAGACUACAGUCAAGUUUGAUCCUGACAUCACCGAUGAGCUACUGUUGGCGUACGUUCGUACCCGGGAAGGUGCGGAUAAAGCAGGCGGCUACGGUAUCCAAGGCACCGGAGGAAUUCUGGUCGAGAGAAUUGAGGGAAGCUUCGACAAUGUGGUGGGACUGCCCUUGAGGACGACGCUGAGGCUCAUCGAAAAGGUGAUGGCAAAGUCUGAUGACGACGACAUGCUCGCAGGCGAGGAUCCGCUCGAGGAGGAAGAAUGA